AUGUCUCUCCAACUAGAUGAUCACUCUGUUAGAUUUCCUGUAGGUAUGCUAGAAAACAUUCCCAUAGGAAUUGGUCAAUUUUACAUUCCCAUAGACUUUAUAAUAAUGGACAUAAAGGAAGAUUCCAACAUUCCAAUCAUAUUAGGAAGACCCUUUUUUGCCACUGUUGGUGCCAUUAUUGAUGUGAAACGAGAAAAACUAAUCUUCAAGGUCGAUGAGGAGAAAAUCGAAUUCAUUCUUUCACAAUUCCUAAAGGAACCUACUAUAAACGAUACUUGCUAUUUCAUAGGCAUCAUCGAUGAAUGUGUAAAGGAAAUGGAGAUGGAACCACCUAAGGAUACUGAAGUCCUAAAAAUUCUUGCACCUCCUAUAUUAGAAGAUGAUGAAUAG
Lathyrus oleraceus (garden pea) is the source of this 390-nucleotide messenger RNA. RefSeq lists its product as uncharacterized. Bases 1 to 390 code for a protein of 129 amino acids. The record is from RefSeq and is a predicted model, not a curated record. The transcript has a single exon. NCBI's taxonomy places the organism in Eukaryota, Viridiplantae, Streptophyta, Magnoliopsida, Fabales, Fabaceae.